AUGCCUGAGCACAACCUUAGCGCUAAAGUUGUGCGUCUUAGGGUGUACGUGGUCGGGAAUGAACCUCUGACCGUGCUGCUGGAUGCCCUGCUUCCGGUCCUGGGAGUGCUUUUUUCUCUCUACUGUUUCACAAAGCAGAGUGUGUCUCACAUAAGGUCACUUUGCCAAGAGAUCUUAUUAUGGAUUCUGGGGAAGCUGGAGAGGAAGAAGGCGGUUGCCAGCCUGAAAGGCUUUGCAGGCCUGGACAGAGCUGCACCCUCGCUCCACUCUCUGUGUCAGUUCAGAGCUGCCGCGCAAGGUGGCAUCAAGAUUGCCAUCAGGGAGGCCCCUAGUGAGGAAGAUGAUGAUGAAGCCCUGUUCCAGAAGGUGUCCUCCGAGCAGGGCCAGGUGGAGCAUCUCGGGGACCUGCUGUCCCACUGCCAGGAGAGUGGAUUGGCGGGGGACUUCUUCAUCUUCUGUCUGAAGGAGCUGACCCACGUGGCGGUGGAAAGUGAAGCAGAGUUCAAAGCCAGGACCUUCUGCGGCCAGAGCCUCUUGGAAUUAGAGCGACACCGGACUCUCCUUGUGGAAGGCCAGGAGCGGAGGCUGCUGGUCCUGCAGCUGGUGGCUGUUCUGUGUGAGAGGAUGUCCGAACAGAUAUUCACCAACAUCACGCAGGUGGUGGACUUCGUCGCAGCAACACUGCAGAGAGCCUGUGCCAGCUUGGCCCAUGAAGCAGAGAGCACUGUGGAGUCGCAGACGCUGAGUAUGUCCAUGGGGCUGGUGGCUGUCAUCCUAGGAGGGGCUGUUCAGGUGAGUUGCAGACGUGAGCCACACUUGUUUUCGAAUGGACGAAAAAUUGAAGCAGAACACUUGUUGCUUUCCUUCCAUAUCCUUGUGAGAAAUAAGUGGGUAUCUGUACAUAGGAAAACAGGGUGA
Oryctolagus cuniculus (rabbit) is the source of this 918-nucleotide messenger RNA. NCBI's taxonomy places the organism in Eukaryota, Metazoa, Chordata, Mammalia, Lagomorpha, Leporidae. The record is from RefSeq and is a predicted model, not a curated record.